AUGGACAUGUGCUCUGAGAUUCCCUGCAAGGAUUGUACCCCUUGGCAGGGGCUCCUGCUCACAGCCUUCCUUUUAACCUGUUGGCACCUGCCCACCACUGCCCAAGUCACCAUUGAAUUAGUGCCACCCCAAGUGGUUGAAGGAGAAAAUGUUCUUCUACGUGUUCAUAAUCUACCAGAGAAUCUUCUAGCCUUUGUCUGGCACAAAGGGGUGAGGAAUAUGAGCCUUGGAAUUGCACUAUAUUCAUUGGACAAGGGUUUAAGUGUGACAGGGCCCAUACACAGCGGUAGAGAGACAGUGUACAGCAAUGGAUCCCUGCAGAUCUACAAUGUCACCCAGAAGGACACAGGAUUCUACACCUUUCGAACCAUAAAUGGACAAGUAGGAGUUUCAUCAAUAACAACCACGUACCUUCACGUGUACAACUCCCUUUUGAACUGUGGGCGCCCUCCCACCUCUGCUCAGCCCAUUAUCGAAUCAGUGCCGCCCAGAGUUGCAGAAGGGUCAAGCGUUCUUCUACUUGUCCACAGUCUCCCGGAGAAUCUUCUAGCCCUUUUCUGGUACAGAGGAAUUGUUGUAUUCAAGAACCUUGAGAUUGCCCGACACGUAAUAGCCAGAAAUUUAAGCAUCCUGGGUCCUGGACACAGUGGUAGAGAGACGAUGUACAAUAAUGGAUCUUUGCUGCUCCAGAAUGUCACUGAGAAAGAUGCUGGAUUGUAUACCCUACGAACUCUGAGUACAGAUCUGAAAGUUGAAGUAUUACAUGUUCAAGUCCAGGUGGACAGCUCCCCUUUGACCCAUGAGUGCCCUCCUCCCUCUGUGCAGACCACUAUUGAAUCAGUGCCGCCCUUCAUUGCAGAAGGGUCAAAUGUUCUUCUAGUCGUUCACAAUCUCCCAAAGAAUCUACGAGUUCUUUUCUGGUACAAAGGGGUGAUUGUGUCCAACAAAUUUGAGGUUACCCGGCAUAUAAUAGCCACGAAUUCAAGUGUGCUUGGCCCUGCACAUAGUGGCAGAGAGACUGUGUACAACAAUGGAUCCCUGCUGCUCCAGAAUGUCACCUUGAAAGACUCCAGAUUUUACACUCUAUGGAUGCUGAGUACAGAUCUGAAAAUUGGAUUAGUGCAUGUGCAACUCCUGGUGGACACCUCCCAUUCUACAUGCUGUAAACUUCUCAUGAUUGAACCAGUGCCACGAAAUGCUGCUAAGGGGGAAAAUGUUCUACUUCUUGUUCACAAUCUGCCCGAAGAUGUGAGAACCUUUUCCUGGUACAAGGGAGUGCUUAGCAUCCAGAUCUUUAAAAUGGCAGAAUACAACAGAGCCAUGAAUUCCAUCACCUGGGGACCUGCCCACAGUAGAAGAGCAAUGGUAUACACCAACGGAUCCCUGCUGCUUCAGGAUGUCACUGAGGAAGAUGCAGGAUUGUACACACUAGAAACUAUAAAUAGAGAUUGGAAAAUUGAAAUGACACAUGUGCAACUCCAUGUGAAAACCUGCAGACAACCUCCAACCAUCACCAAGUUCAGCAUUGAAUCAGUCCCAUCCAAUGUUGUUGAAGGGGAAAAUGCUCUCCUACUUGUUCACAAUAUCCCAGGGAACCUUCGAGCCUUUUCCUGGUACAAAGGGGUAGCCGUUGUCAACAGCCAUGAGAUUUUAUGGUACAUAGUACCCACUAAUAGAAGCUUGCUGGGACCUGCACACAGUGGUAGAGAGACUGUGUACCCCAAUGGAUCCCUACUGCUCCACAAUGUCACCCAGAAGGACACUGGAUUCUACACCUUACGAACCUUAAAUAUACAGCUUGAAACUCAAGAAAGACAUGGGCACAUCCACAUAUACAGUGAGUGA
Chionomys nivalis (European snow vole) is the source of this 1845-nucleotide messenger RNA. Its product is annotated as carcinoembryonic antigen-related cell adhesion molecule 3-like. The record is from RefSeq and is a predicted model, not a curated record. The transcript has 6 exons. Gene Ontology annotation, cellular component: plasma membrane; cell surface. Gene Ontology annotation, biological process: signal transduction; regulation of immune system process. Gene Ontology annotation, molecular function: protein tyrosine kinase binding. NCBI's taxonomy places the organism in Eukaryota, Metazoa, Chordata, Mammalia, Rodentia, Cricetidae. The coding region runs from base 1 to 1845 and encodes 614 amino acids.